CGAAAUACAGAAAAUUAACAAAACAAUUAAAAGAAGCCAGAGGAUUUGAACAGCUUCAACAAGGUGAAUAUCAUAAACCCCAUAAACCGCCGCCAUUGGAGCUCAAACCCACCAUCCUUCUUCGUUUCUCAUACCCCUAAAUCACUAAAUUAGCCCCAAAAUCAUGUUACAAAGCAAAUCAUUCGUUCGAAAGACGAAACAGGGCAAAGUUGUUAAAGUGGUCAGAGAACAUUAUCUUAGAGAUGAUAUAUACUGUGGAGCUUCGUUUUGCAAAGUUUGUGAUACGAAAGGCGCUCGCUUUACCUCCCCUGAAUGUACAAUCCUUGUUCUUGAUACUAAUGUUGUUCUGAAUCAGAUCGAUUUACUCGAGAAUUCAGCAAUUGAUGAUGUGGUGGUGCUUUCUGUGGUGUUGGAUGAGGUCAAGAACAAGAAUCUUGCAGUUUACAACCGACUCAGGGCCUUAUGUAGCAAUACUUUAAGAAGAUUCUUUGUUUUUUCCAACGAACACCACAAGGACACAUAUGUGAAGGCUAUGGCAGGCGAGAGUCCAAACGAUCGCAAUGACAGAGCUAUUAGAGUUGCAGCCCAGUGGUACCAGAACCAUCUUGGUGGUCCCACAAGAAUCUUGAUGGUCACAAAUGAUAGGGAAAAUAAAAGAAAGGCCACUGAAGAGGGAAUAUCUGCAGAUACAGUGGAGUCAUACGUGAAAUCACUUGGUCAACCAGCCCUUCUUGAUCUGCUUGUUCAACCUAACUCAUCCGAGGAUAUGGAAAUCGAAGAUUUGAGGCCUUCAAAGAAGAAAGCUAUAUAUACUGAGCAUAAGCCCAUGUCAGAGAUCACAUCUGGAAUACGAUGUGGAAUAUACCAUCAAGGCAAACUUCGUGUUAACCGUUAUAAUCCUUUCGAAGCAUAUGUUGGAAGCGAGAGUAUCGGUGAUGAAAUAAUAAUAUCCGGGCGUGGAAAUAUGAAUAGAGCUUUUGAUGGCGACGUAGUUGCGGUUGAACUUUUGCCUCAAGAUCAAUGGCAAAAUGAAGCGUCUCUUCACAUAGCUGAAGAAGAUGAUGAAGAAGAUGAUGGUGUCCACCUGGCACCGAGCAGCGCUGAUGUGGUUCCAAGAGUCACCAAUCCCGCACAAGGAUCUUCUGAGAAUGCGAAUAAUCCUCCUUCUCGUCCUUCUGGGCGCGUUGUUGGCAUUAUAAAGAGGAACUGGCAUGCUUAUUGUGGAUCUUUGGAGCCAAUGCCUAUGCCAGCUGGAAACGCUGGUAUAGCUCAUGCUUUAUUUGUCUCUAAGGAUCGAAGAUUUCCCAAGAUACGAAUCCAAACUCGCCAGCUCGGGAAUCUUCUCGAUAAAAGAAUUAUCGUUGCUGUUGACACUUGGGAUUGCCAAUCUAGAUACCCUUCCGGUCAUUAUGUUCGCACAAUAGGAGAUAUCGGAGACCGUGAAACUGAAACAGAGGUUGUGCUUAUAGAAAAUGAUAUUGAUGCAAGACCAUUUUCUUCACAAGUCUUGGCAUGCCUGCCCCCCUUACCUUGGUCGGUUUCGUCAGAAGAUUUGUCAAAUCCUAUAAGACAGGACUUGCGUCAUUUACGCAUAUUUAGUGUGGACCCGCCAGGGUGCAAGGAUAUUGAUGAUGCAUUGCACUGUACCCCACUUCCUAACGGGAACUUUGAAGUUGGAGUUCAUAUUGCUGAUGUCACAAAUUUUGUUCACCCUGGGACACCCCUUGAUAGUGAAGCUACACAAAGAGGAACUUCUACCUACCUUGUUGAACGUCGUAUUGACAUGCUUCCUAAACCUCUUACGGAAGAUAUAUGUUCUCUUCGGGCUGAUGUGGAGAGACUUGCCUUUUCUGUUAUUUGGGAAAUGACUCCUGAAGCACAUGUUAUAUCUACCAGAUAUACGAAGAGUGUGAUCAAGUCAUGUGCCGCUUUGUCUUAUGUUGAAGCUCAAGCAAGGAUGGAUGAUAGCCGCCUGAUGGAUCCAGUAACUGCGGAUUUACGAAAUAUGAAUGCUUUAGCAAAGAUAAUGAGGCAAAGGCGUAUAGAAAGAGGGGCCAUAACUCUUGCUUCGGCAGAAGUCAAAUUCCAAGUUGACACUGAGACUCAUGAUCCUCUUGAUAUUGGCAUGUAUCAAAUCCGAGAAGCAAACCAAAUGGUUGAAGAGUUUAUGCUUGCAGCUAAUGUUUCAGUUGCUGAACAAAUUCUUAAGAAGUUCCCUCAGUGUUCAUUAUUAAGGCGGCAUCCUAGUCCAACCAAAGAAAUGCUUGAACCUUUGUUACGCACUGCUGCUGCUGUUGGUCUUGAUUUAGAUGUGUCAUCAUCGAAAGCACUUGCUGACUCGCUUGACCGUGCUGUGGGUGAUGAUCCAUACUUUAACAAGUUGAUCCGUAUUCUAGCAACAAGAUGCAUGACACAGGCUGUUUACUUCUGUAGUGGCGAUCUUAGCCCUCCAGAGUUUCACCAUUAUGGGCUUGCUGCACCUCUGUAUACACAUUUUACCUCACCAAUUAGAAGAUACGCAGAUGUCAUAGUGCACAGGUUGCUUGCUGCAUCUUUAGAUAUAUACAAGCUUCCGCCAAUAUUCCAGGACCGACCACAACUUACUAGCAUUGCUGACAAUCUAAAUUAUCGGCAUAGGAAUGCUCAGAUGGCAAGUCGCUCCUCCAUAGAACUCCAUACUAUUAUAUUUUUCAGAAAAAGGCCUACUGACACUGAAGCCAGAAUUGUGAAAAUAAGAGCGAAUGGGUUCAUUGUUUUCGUGCCAAAGUAUGGUAUUGAAGGUCCAGUGCACCUGACAAUGAGAGGUGCAAAAGGAGGGGGAGAAUGGGUGGUGGAUGAGCAGCAACAGAUGAUUAAGAAGGUCGACGGGUCGAUUUCUUACGGUGUUCUUCAGCCUGUAAAGAUUCAUAUGGAGGUCGUUGAACCCCAACCCAACCGACCUAAACUUCAGCUCACUCUCAUUUAAAAUGUAAGAUUUUCUACUGAUGUCAUUUUAGAUAUAUUUAAAAGACCAUGGUUUAUUCUUUUUAUAUACAACCUUUUUUCAUA
Messenger RNA from Helianthus annuus (common sunflower), 3048 nucleotides. Its product is annotated as exosome complex exonuclease RRP44 homolog A. The record is from RefSeq and is a predicted model, not a curated record. Gene Ontology annotation, biological process: rRNA catabolic process. Gene Ontology annotation, cellular component: cytoplasmic exosome (RNase complex); nuclear exosome (RNase complex). Gene Ontology annotation, molecular function: RNA binding; 3'-5'-RNA exonuclease activity; endonuclease activity. Lineage: Eukaryota; Viridiplantae; Streptophyta; Magnoliopsida; Asterales; Asteraceae. The coding region runs from base 164 to 2965 and encodes 933 amino acids. The transcript is spliced from 24 exons.